Molecule: messenger RNA, 6434 nt
Organism: Hipposideros armiger (great roundleaf bat)
Lineage: Eukaryota; Metazoa; Chordata; Mammalia; Chiroptera; Hipposideridae
Gene: TBX20
Product: T-box transcription factor 20
Exons: 8
Coding region: 525-1871 (448 amino acids)
Biological process (GO): cell fate specification; positive regulation of DNA-templated transcription; regulation of transcription by RNA polymerase II
Cellular component (GO): nucleus; chromatin
Molecular function (GO): RNA polymerase II cis-regulatory region sequence-specific DNA binding; DNA-binding transcription factor activity, RNA polymerase II-specific
Source: RefSeq, a predicted model, not a curated record
GGAUCGCCGCCGCCGGCAAAUUAAGGCGCAGGGCUGCGAGCGCCCGGGCGCAGUGUCUCCCGCGGCUUGCCGCGCUCCGGCGUCUCGGCGUCCGCCCCUUCUCAGCGGCGCGCCGCCGGUGCCCCGCAGCCUGCAGCCUGGGCCGUCCCCAGCGGGGGACGGGAGGAAGGACGCGGAGCGGGUGCUGUGGGACCCCCGGCCUUUGCGCAGCUGAUGCUCGUCACCAGCGUCCAGCGGCGCAGACUGUGGCCCCGCGGAGCUCCCGGCUGCGCCUGCGGCUGGUCUUCUCCCGCCGUCUCCGGCCAGUUCGGAGCCUCUGCGGCUCGAGGGCUUUGCGGUGGGAGAGAGAAGCGAGGGCGGCGUGGAGCUCUUAGGAGGUUAGGGCUGGCUCCUCCGGGGUCCCCGGCCGCGCCGUGACUGCCCUCGGAAACUUUGCGCUGCGUCUCGGCCUUUGUCUCCCUUGGGGAAAGCUGGACAGCAGCUCGGCAGGCCCCGUGCCCCGCCAGGACCGCGCACCGGAGGCCAUGGAGUUCACGGCGUCGCCCAAGCCCCAGCUCUCCUCCCGCGCCAACGCCUUCUCCAUCGCCGCGCUCAUGUCCAGCGGCGGUUCCAAGGAGAAGGAGGCCGCGGAGAACACCAUCAAGCCCCUGGAACAAUUUGUGGAGAAGUCGUCCUGCGCCCAGCCCCUCGGCGAGCUGACCAGCCUGGACGGUCACGGGGAGUUCGGUGGCAGCGGAGGCGCCAGCAGCCCAUCCUCCUCGUCGCUGUGCACAGAGCCGCUGAUCCCCACCACCCCCAUCAUUCCCAGCGAGGAAAUGGCCAAAAUUGCCUGCAGCCUGGAGACCAAGGAGCUCUGGGACAAAUUCCACGAGCUGGGCACGGAGAUGAUCAUCACCAAGUCUGGCAGGAGGAUGUUUCCUACCAUCCGGGUGUCAUUUUCGGGUGUGGAUCCGGAGGCCAAGUACAUAGUCCUGAUGGACAUCGUCCCCGUGGACAACAAGAGGUACCGCUACGCCUACCACCGGUCCUCCUGGCUGGUGGCGGGCAAGGCGGACCCGCCGCUGCCAGCCAGGCUGUAUGUGCACCCAGACUCUCCUUUUACUGGAGAGCAGCUACUCAAACAGAUGGUGUCUUUUGAAAAGGUGAAACUCACCAACAAUGAACUAGAUCAACAUGGCCAUAUAAUUUUGAACUCAAUGCAUAAGUACCAGCCACGGGUGCAUAUCAUUAAGAAGAAAGACCACACGGCCUCACUGCUCAACCUGAAGUCUGAAGAAUUCAGAACGUUCAUCUUCCCCGAGACAGUUUUCACGGCAGUCACUGCCUAUCAGAAUCAGCUGAUAACCAAGCUGAAAAUAGAUAGCAACCCUUUUGCCAAAGGAUUUCGGGACUCCUCCAGGCUCACUGACAUUGAGAGGGAAAGCGUGGAGAGCCUGAUUCAAAAGCAUUCCUACGCCCGCUCACCCAUCCGAACCUAUGGAGGAGAAGAGGACGUGCUGGGGGACGAGGUGCAAACGACCCAAAAUCGAGGAUCAGCCUUUACAACGUCCGAUAAUUUGUCUCUCAGCUCCUGGGUAUCAUCUUCAUCCAGUUUUCCCGGCUUUCAGCACCCACAGUCCCUGACUGCCCUUGGUACCAGCACAGCAUCCAUAGCGACCCCCAUUCCUCACCCCAUCCAGGGUUCUCUGCCGCCAUACAGCCGGCUUGGGAUGCCUCUGACCCCCUCAGCCAUUGCCAGCUCCAUGCAGGGGAGUGGCCCGACGUUCCCCUCCUUCCACAUGCCCCGGUACCAUCACUACUUCCAGCAGGGGCCCUAUGCUGCUAUCCAGGGACUGCGCCAUUCCUCGGCCGUGAUGACACCAUUUGUAUGACUCUCCCCAAAACAGGGGACUCCAGGUCCACAGCGUGCAAAUGGGUAUGGAGUAUAGGGCAGGGUUGGGUGGGCGGGAUGUGGGGUGUUGGGGCCGGAACUCUCCAGGAGACUUGCGACCUACUAAGAGGAGAGCUGGACUCACCAUAAAACCGACUGCUGAGGGAAUGCAUCAUGGACCAGGACUCAUCUGGGGUUGUCGGGUAGCUCUGGGGUUUGAGAAAGAAUCAGUGUCAAGUUUCUCAGCCAGCCUAAGUCCUGCAACUAACAGGGUAUCAACGUACCCAGAAAGUUUAUUAAUACAAGGCAGGUGAAUCAAAGCGCAUUGUUCCUCAUGCUUCAGAACGCUGUGUCGAUGCAGUAAUGUAUAAAAUCAACGUGUACAGGUUUUCUUUCUGCUUUCCACAGGUUAAAAGAAUCUUCGAAGAGGCAGUACCAUCUAACUUACCAACCGUAAUGCAUAAUGACUAACUGAAGUCCAUUCCUCCCUGUAGAAAAUGAGAGCCAAUAGAGAAAUGUUUGUAGUGCCGUAGCAUACGCAUGUUUUCUUUUCCUUUGUGUUAGUUUGCUGGGGAAGGAGCCGGGAGUGCUAAUGCAUCCUGUUUUGUGGAUGAAUUGUGGUGAUGACUUCACAGAGUUCUUUUGUAAUACUGAUGGGCCAGUACCUGACAAGCUCUUUUUCAGUGUAGUCUCCUUUCUUCCUAAUGCUUUCUUGCAAUCACUAGUCAUUGAUGUAAGGUAAAUCUUCUAUAUACAAUUUCAAAGCAAGAGACUUUAUGUGUUACGUUGUAAACCUGAGGGUCUAUUUUUCUGGGCUGCAUUCUAAAUACACUACUGAUUUAUUCACUGGGGAGCUUCUACAUGAUAACAUGUGAAGCUUUCUUUCACAUACAGCUGCAGUAAAAAGAUGGUUGCCAUCUUCUGAAAGGAAUUUCUCUGCCAUGGGUGCCAAAGGCCCCUUCAUUUUUACUUCAGCUUUGGGAGACCUUAUGGGUGUUAAAAAUGCACCCGGCCAAAUUCUCUUUUUUGUUAAAUCUGCUUUGUUGAUAGAUUAGCUGCUACUGCUGAUUGACAAGACUUUGUAAUGGCCAUUCUCAAUGCCUGUGUAGCCAUUUAACCUAUGCUCAUGAGGAGGUAUAUGUCCAUGUAUCUGAUUCGUCCUUUUUUCUUACUGUCACAUUCAGUGACUCCUUUACCGUUUUCCUAGCCUGUUAUGUGAAAUUACGUGUUAACUCAAUGACUGAAACAUUGACAGUGCUUCUAAGUAAAUCUCAAACAUUUAUCCACUUUAUUUUCAGCUCUUGCUGUCUUUUUAAGCCUUCCUUUAAUGUUGUAUAGUAACUAAUUAUAUUUUAGUUAUAUAUAAUCUAUAUUAUUUUGGGAAAGCAUAUAUCUAAACAUUUACGGUCAGAGUCGUUGUGCAUUUGGUAUUUUGCAAUAGUUCAUUUCCCUAUAACAAAUUUAAUGAGGUUUAUACUUCUUCAACUUUAGACAUAAUGCAUUCUAGCUAAGGAUAUAACUUGUCUUCUUCACAAAGCUGCCCCAAACUUUAUUUUAAUUUCAAUUUUGUAUGUAAUAUUCAUUUUACUCUGUCUGGCUGCAAAAGUAUUGAAUCUGUUAAAAGAGAUGGGAAAUACUGCCGCUGAGAGUAGAGAUGUAUUUGGGAGUAAAUGCAAUACACUUAUCACAUCAGACUCCACUGGGAUUUUAGUUGGUUGUUUUAAUGUUAGGCUUUUCCAUAUCAAAUUCCUUUCUUGGGCAUUUCCAGCUCAUGAAACAAGGCAAAAUGGCAUAGCCUGUGUGACGCCGCUAUUGGGCUUGGUAAUUGCCGUUCUCCACUGCAUCCAUUAGUUUACAUAUGGAGAAGCAUGGGCUAUGCUAACGAGGCAUCUCAAAGUCCUAUGGCAGACACUGUAGGCUAAUUUAUAGCUUCUGGCAUGUUGUGCUAUAGUAUACACAGGUAGUUUGUUUUCAAACACAGCACUAAUGUGCGUUUCCUUAAAAAAAGCAGUUAUGAGUAAUGCUUAAGUAGCCAUAGAGUUUAGGGUAGGGAUUUAAUAUUUAAUUGUUGGCCUGUUGCCAGCGCUCCUUUUAAUACAGGGUACUAUUGCUUAAAACAGGCACAACAACAGUUGAUGCCACUUUACCUGAUGCUACUCAAUACCCUGGUAAAUUACUGGUCUACUGAAGUACAUCAUACCUGAGUUUUCUUUUCAAUGGAAUGACUACAUCAUUUUAAUACUAUUUCGAUAUUUUCCCCAAUCGGUGUGUCUCAAAGUAGGGUUGUAUGUUUUGUUAAAUAUGGUUUUACACCAGUAUUUCCUGACUUCAUAACUUUAUUUUGUAAGUAAGCAAUUUAAGAAUAAAAAUAAGUAGAGUGCUUAGAGAAUAGAAAAGAGUAAGCUAUCAAAGCAUGCAUGCUAUUGGAAAAUCGCACCUGGGGUUCCAAAUUGGAUAUAUUUUUUAAGUAUUUGGUUUUAUUUGAACCAGAAAGAAAAAGCACAAGUGAAAUGGAGCUCACCCUCAUCAGAGUCACUCUAGCCAUGAGAUCCAGUGGUAGAAAUUUACCCACACUGGGUCUCUAGGAGCUAUUCUGGUUGUUGAGUCUUACUUCUUCGGCAUUUAAGAUUUAAAACUCUAAAGUCUAUUUUUACCAAAAGUAAUUGCAAGAACUAGAUAACUAGCAGGAAAGCCAACUGAAUAAUAAACAGCAUGAGUUAUAGUACAUUUGGAAUAAAUUCAGGGUUUGCCCUCCAGGUAUAUUACACCAUCAAAAAGCAUGGCUGCUAAAAAGAGGCCCUGCCGGAACUGCUUUCCCUAACCUGAAGGAAUUAAUCAUAACUUAGUAGGGUCUGCAUAUGUGACUUGUUUUUAUAACAUCUAUCAACAAUUCUGAGUAAGUUCUAUUUCUUUUUUAAAUUAUUUUUUAUUGUGAAAGACACAAUUUUUAGAAUUAGUUUCAGCUGUAAGUUCUAUUAUUUCUUUUACUUAGCGAAUUUCCCGCCGCCCUCUUUGCACCUUAGCAGGAUAAAGAUAAACAUACCCGUCUUCUUUGCUGGGCCCCUUGGGUUUAUAACAACGAUAUGCUGUUUGGAAGGUUUCCCACCAUUCCUAGUAGGUGGGCACAGAGUAGGACUGAUUCAGAAGCUUCCUGAUGAUGAGACGUCAUCUAGCACAACCCCUGUAUAGAGAAGUCACACUGCUCUCUGGGGUAGUCCAAGAUUUCCCCUCCCCCACGUGUACCCAAAUCUCUGUCAUUGCCUUUCUCCAGCCACAACAUCCCACCCACCCAAACAAGAAAAAGGAAACCCUCUAAAAGCCCAAGAAAUAAGUAUUCUCAUAGAGCAACUUCAUCCCAUUACUGUCUAUGACUUUUUCAGCGAGAUGUUGGGAUACUUAUCCCAAUUCUGAAUUUCACGGUAGCAUUUCAGGCUGUCCUGCUUAUAUUUAAGCUGAAUGAUUUUGAGAAAAAUUAAGCCUCAAAUAAAGUGGAUAAAGCGACUUUACCAGCCCAUUAAAUAAGCAGUCAAGCUUAGCCAUGACUCAGGAAAUGAAGUUCAAAAAUUCAGUUAUGUAAUGUGCAGGGUCACAUAGUGUAAGAAAAACAGUAUUUGUACUCAGUCUGUCAGCUGACUACGUAAGCAAAACUGUUUUCAUUAUUAAACACGCAUGGACUUGAUAAUUAUUACAAGUUCAACAACUAUACCCUAAAUCUAGAUUGCAUAGACAGAAGGAAAGGAUCAAACAGAAAAGAUUUUCAGCUGGCCCCUUUAGAGCCACAGUUGGGUGGAGGAUGGGUUUUAUACGUUUUUAUGUUAUUUCAGAAUGCAAGGAUUUUAUGCAAACAAGCAAGGAGAAGUUUACAGUCUCUUAAAACUUUAGAAAACCACACAUCCUUUCUUCACUGCUAUUCAUUCCAAGCCAGUUAUAAAUGAUUCCAACGCUUCUCUUUCCUCAGCAUGCUUCAGUAUGCAAAGGUUCACUUAUAAAUGUUCAACAGGCAAAUAGUCCAUAAGGAUUGUCUGGCCCUUCUUUCUCUGUGCAUCCCUUAAAUAAGUCUAACCCCCGUCCCCUGAUAAUCAGAAAAUAGAAACACUUUGGUGAAAUAAUACAUCUGGACAAAAAAUACAAUUUGUUGUAUUUUACAUUACAUUGUAUUCUGGCACAUUAAAAUACUGCAUUUAGUUGUUGUUUUUGUCUUAGUUUCAGAAACCUAAAAGAAGGUCUUUGGUUUCCUAGAGGAAAAAAAUUUGAAUUAGCCUCUUUAGUAGACUGUAUCACAGUUCUAUUGUUUGCUGUGUUCAUUUGCUUAAUGAAUUGCGUGAGAACAGUCACUGUAAUGAAGUGUGUGUGUUGGGGGCUGGGGGCAGGGCAUGGGAAAUGUUUUAUGAAAAAAGAAGUUAUAAGCCGAAUACUAUGAAGUAACAUCUAACGAAGUUCUUUUUAAGUGCAAUAUAUUUAUUUCUGCUAGAAAUGUAUUAUCAACAUUAUGUAAUAUUUGAAGCAUUACAUGUUAUUUGUAAACAGCUUAAAAUUAUAUAUUACCCAAAAUUGUACAGAAGUA